This is a messenger RNA of Leptopilina boulardi, 1194 nucleotides long. RefSeq lists its product as uncharacterized. NCBI's taxonomy places the organism in Eukaryota, Metazoa, Arthropoda, Insecta, Hymenoptera, Figitidae. Bases 1 to 1194 code for a protein of 397 amino acids. The transcript has 12 exons. The record is from RefSeq and is a predicted model, not a curated record.
AUGGCUGGAAAUGCGGAAAACAGCAGAGAAUUUAUGGAGAGGUUUACAAGAGCUGAAGGAGGGGUGGUUUCCGCUGUGUGUUCCCACACCGGUAUUAGAUAUCGCUUUACGAUUGAAGAGGACGGAUGGCAUUGGUAUAAGGCCAAUGAAUAUGAAGGUGCAAGCGAUGCUGAUGAUGAGCGCGGUGAGGAGGAAAGGAUAACGGUCGGGUGCAAUAUUGCAGCCCGCGAUCGCAGCCCCGGCUCAUCACGCCCGCCCAGUCAGGAGCACAUCUUGCCCCCCACAUUGGAGGAACCGGUAGGUGAAGAUUGGCCUGAAGAGAAUGGCCUGGCAGGUGAUGAUCUGCCUAUAACAGACAUGCAUAUUAAUACUUUAGUUUUUAUAGAUCGAGCUGAUGAAGAUGUUACAUCUCCGGAUGUAAGUGACAUUGAGUCACGAAAUUGCGAAGAAGAUUUAGAAGAUGAGGCAGAAGAAGAAAACGAAUCGGAGAAUGUUACGUCUCCAGAUGUGAGUGACAUAGAGUCACUAGGAGAUGACAUAUUUGUCGAAGAUGAUGUUCAGGGAGCAAGGGCUUUGACUCCCCCCGAUAUGCCCGAGCUUGUUUCUUGGGCAGAUGAGUUUGAGGGAGCAAGGGCUUUGACUCCCCCCGACAUGCCCGAGCUUGUUUGUUGGGCAGAUAACGCUUAUGGUUUUGCAGCCCAAGCUUUGGGUCGGAGUAUAACUCCGCCCGAUAUGCCCGAUCUCUUUUCGUGGGUGGAUAAUGGUGAGGGUCGAGCAAUGCGAGGUUCGGGUCGGAGUACGACUCCUCCCGAUAUGCCUGAACUAGUGUUGGCGGGCAAUGAUUAUGGUCAUUCAGCACGAACUUUGGGCAGGAGUAGAACUCCUCCUGAUCUCAUGAUGCCUGAUAAUGAUGGUUGGGUACCAUUCUUGCGUCGACAAGAGCUUCUUCCUGAGCUCCAACACUUUGAGAAAGUGAUUGGAGUUCUUUUGAAAAUAAAAUUGAGGGGGGAGGACGAUGAUACAGCCGAUUACCGCAUAAUUUAUCAGGAGGAAUCUGACGCACCCCCUCCGUAUUGGUGUUUUGGGCCCACUAACCCCUACGAAGAAUUAUUAUGCGUAAUUCUUCAGUUGCGAAUUGUGGAGGCAAUAGGAACUCGAACUGAGUAUCGCGUAAUUUACGGAUUCGACGAUUAA